Messenger RNA from Coprinopsis cinerea okayama7#130, 528 nucleotides. RefSeq lists its product as hypothetical. The record is from RefSeq and is a predicted model, not a curated record. The transcript has 4 exons. NCBI's taxonomy places the organism in Eukaryota, Fungi, Basidiomycota, Agaricomycetes, Agaricales, Psathyrellaceae. The coding region runs from base 1 to 528 and encodes 175 amino acids.
AUGACAGAAAUGAAUCCUAGCCUAACAAUCUAUAUAUUUCCUCACUUGUAUAACUCAGGCUUGAGAGUACACAAAUACCUCACACAGCGACACAGCCCACACGUUAUACAAUUCAAGAAGCAAUCGCACCCCAUUUUGAGUAUUGCGAUUAGAGCCAGAAUGGCAGUGGGCAGCCCGACACCGAGACCCACGCCGAGUGCGAUCUUGUCGCUCUGCGAGAGACCUUCGGAUCGUGUCCAGUCGGCGGCGCUUCGGAGGGCGAUAUCGAUAUCGAUGGCCUCGGAGGGGGGCCCACAGGUCUCGCCUCGGAUGCAGCACUCGUCUGGGGGCGGGCGCUCGAACGUGACGCACGAGGAUCUGUGUGAAGAUGGAGACGGCACAUGUCACACCUCGUUCGAGCAACAGUGGCCGUGUGUGCAGAUGGAGAUGGCAGCACCCGCUGGACACCCGGUGCAGUCUCACCCCAUCGACUCCGCCUUCGAAUUCAUCGAGAGCUCUCUUCUCCACAGAUGCUACGUUUUCCACUGA